AUGUGCCUUUUCAAGAUUUGCAUCACCGUUAGGCCUAAGUGCAGGCACAAGCAGCACAGAUCCAGGCGUCACUCCAGCCAUCGGCAUCCCGACCUGUCAGGGAGAGAUCGCUGCUACGAACGCUCAUACCGGGACUGGGAGGAUGAGAAAGAGGUUGUCGAACAUGACGAAGGUAACGAUUCCGGCAUCGAGAUUAUCCAAGAACAAGAGUGUUUGCUUGAAGAGGCCCGGGCAAAGCGCUACCAGAGGCGAAGCAAAUAUACCGACUCUGAUAAGAAGCGAGACCGCAAGCAUGAGAAAAGAGUAACUUGGGAGGAUGAAGAAUAUGCCGACGAGAAGCCCGCACAGCGGGGAACUCCUGGCUUGCCGGCAGCUAACUCAGGAAUCGCCAGGCUGGAGGGAAACUGGAACAACCGCAACUCGGGCUACUCCGGCAACCGCUGCACUUGCUGCGGCCACUGUAGCUAUUACCGUACUUCGUACGUCGCCCCUGAUACCCGUCCCAGCUGGCCAGGCAUCCCCGAGCUUGACGACCCCCGUGAGCCACUGCCCGCGACCCGGCCUCCUCCUCCUUAUACGUCGUCACACUGA
Molecule: messenger RNA, 591 nt
Organism: Thermochaetoides thermophila DSM 1495
Lineage: Eukaryota; Fungi; Ascomycota; Sordariomycetes; Sordariales; Chaetomiaceae
Exons: 1
Coding region: 1-591 (196 amino acids)
Source: RefSeq, a predicted model, not a curated record